GACCUCGUGGACUUCCCCGCAGAGGACAACGUCAAGCAGCUGCAGGAAGGCGUGCGCGACGUGUUUGGCACAGAGUCCACCGUGCACCUGUACCACGCCACGCAGAACGAGUCGCGCGCCCUCAUGCCGCACACAGACCCCUACGAUGUCCUCGUGAUUCAGCUUCACGGCUCAAAGCGCUGGACAACCUGCAUCCCAGACGCAUACGCCACCAGCGGCAGCGACGACACCACGGAGGACCACAGCGACAGCCACCCCGAUGAGAAAGCUGCUUCGUCCAGCAACGACCAACAACAGCACGGCCACGGCGAGGCAGAGACCAUCAAGCAGUUCAACCCGGCCCAGCUGGGCCAGCUGCAGGAGAUCCGGCGCCAGAAGCAAGAAGGGUGCACGCGCUACGAGGACAGGGACCUGCGCGGCAUGCGCUGCAACGAGUUCACGCUGCGUGCCGGCGACACCAUGUACAUGCCCAAGGGCAUCAUCCACUACGCCGUGUCUGGCGCAGAGGGCUCAUCCCACCUCACCAUCUCGCUGGAGCGCAGGGGCCUGGCAUGGGCCGAUGCGCUCGUGUACGCCGCACACGCCGGCGCAGACAUUGUGGACAACCCGGCCUUCACCAAGCACUGGCAGCGGGCGCUGCAGUCGCUCAUCAGCGACUACCGCGGCGUGCAGCUGCUGGAGGCCAUGCCGUCCUGGCACCUCAACACGGGCGCGCUGUGCCCGAGCCACGACGCCACCAAGGAGAAGGACGAUGGCACGAGCGAGGAGGGCACGACCGGCGGUGAGGAGGGCGAGGAGCUUACGGCUUUUAUCGGGUCGUUCAUGGCCCAGUGCGAAGCGAUGCUGCCGCACGUGCUCGAGUCAUACGCCAAGGCCAACGACCUGGAGGCGUUCCUCAACCCGGACGGCAUCGAGGCGCUGGCUGACCGCGUGUGCAGCGAGGACACGGCCCGGGCCGUCGUCAGCGAGCUCUGCGCACAGGGCAAGAUGCCCGUGGACGUGACGUCACCUCGCUUCCGCAAAGAAGCACUCGCGAACACUCGACAAAAGCGUGCGACAGUCACGGCUUCGUACACAUGCAACAGUGCAUGCAACGCGGGCUGUGAUGGGCAAUCGUGUACUGGCUGCGAUGACUCCUGCAACACGCUCUGCGACGACACGUGCUCAAGCUGCGACACAAGCUGCGACAUUUGCUACGGCCAAUCAUGCAGCAGCUGCGAUCUGGCGUGCAACACAGGAUGUGACGGAGGCUGUGAUGGUUGUGACCUUUACCAAUGCAACUCUGGAUGCGACUCAAGCUGCGAUACCCUAUGGUGGGACUGCGACAGCAGCUGCGAUGAAAGCUGUGGCUGGACGAGCUGCGACUACAGUUGCGAUGACUAUUGUGACACCGGCUGCAACCAAGGAUGCGAUUACUGCGUCGCGACGAAUUGCAACGGCGGCUGCGAUGACUCUUGUGACGGACCAUGCAACACGGGUUGCGAUGGCAGCUGCAACACGGGCUGCGAUGAGUGCGUUGGCAUUAGUUGUGAUACGUCUUGUGAUGGCUCGUGCUCGUGCAAUGCCGGCUACGCUGGCAGCGGCACGUCGUGCAGCGCGUGCAACACGCCGUACUACAGCCCAAGCGCGGGCGCCAGCUCCUGCACCCCGUGUGGUUCGUGCUCGUCUGGGCAGUUCCGUGCCAACUGCGGCGGCACCAGUGGCGGCACGUGCACCUCGUGUGCAUCGUGCCCAGCAGGGCAGGAGCGACGAGGCUGCUCCGGCACAAGCUCAGGCGACUGCGCCAACUGCAAUCCAGAGACAUACAAGACGACGCAAGGAACGCACAGCUGCAGCGCGUGUGGCAGCUGCAGUGCUGGCUACUACCUGUCGGGCUGCGGCGGCACAAGCGCGGGCUCGUGCGUCGGCAUUGCGUGCACGACGCCCCCGACGGUCAACCACGCUUCAUUUACAACAAGCAACAGCCGCAAGUACCCGAGCACGGCAACGUACACGUGCGCCACGGGCUACCUGAUUGAGAGCAACGACAAGCUGUCGUGCAAGACAGAUGGCUCGUGGAGCGGUGUCACGCCGCACUGCAUUGGUGUUCCAUGCCAGGAGCUCGCCCUGGAUCACGGCUCCGUGUCGCCAUCGGGCGUCAUUCGCCAUCCAAACACUGCAU
Salpingoeca rosetta is the source of this 2161-nucleotide messenger RNA. RefSeq lists its product as uncharacterized. Gene Ontology annotation, molecular function: protein binding; histone H3K36 demethylase activity; histone H3K4 demethylase activity. The annotation marks the transcript as partial. The transcript has 9 exons. The record is from RefSeq and is a predicted model, not a curated record. Gene Ontology annotation, cellular component: nucleolus. NCBI's taxonomy places the organism in Eukaryota, Choanoflagellata, Craspedida, Salpingoecidae.